Lepisosteus oculatus (spotted gar) is the source of this 3121-nucleotide messenger RNA. It is a transcript of the gene cpt2, whose product is annotated as carnitine palmitoyltransferase 2. Lineage: Eukaryota; Metazoa; Chordata; Actinopteri; Semionotiformes; Lepisosteidae. Gene Ontology annotation, biological process: fatty acid beta-oxidation. Gene Ontology annotation, cellular component: mitochondrion. The record is from RefSeq and is a predicted model, not a curated record. Gene Ontology annotation, molecular function: carnitine O-palmitoyltransferase activity.
ACACCGAUUGAACCUACUUCCUGAUCGGUGAAGUUAGUCUGGGGGGGGGUCAAAGUGAAUGGGAAUAGGGAUCGUCUAGGUUGAGUCAGUGUACUGUAAUUUAAAAUAAAUUGGAAUUGAGGAUCAAAAUAACUUUUGAUGUAGUGUUAAGGUCGCUGAACUGCUUCUAUAAUUGAAUUCAUCCAUCUUUUUGCUUGUUGUUGCUGGCUGUAGCUAAAUCAGAUGGCAAACUUGGUAUUUGUGCAGUUUAAUUCAGCUAUGAGAAGGUGUGGGAGACUGUCUCCAGUCAACGGUGCUGUUUUCACCUCGAACUGGUCCAGCCGGCGGACUUACAGCAGUGAACUUGAUCCUGGUUCGGAAUACCUUCACAAGAGCAUCGUCCCAACAAUGCACUACCAGAAAAGUUUACCCAGAUUGCCUAUUCCCAAACUGGAAGAUACAAUAAGGCGAUAUUUAGCAGCCCAGAGACCCCUAUUAAAUGAUGAACAGUACAGCAACACUGAGAAGCUGGCCCGCAGCUUUCAGAAUGGUGCAGGAAAGGAGCUGCAUGAGGAGCUGGUGGCCCAGAACAAGAAGAAUAAACACACCAGCUAUAUAUCUGCCCCCUGGUUUGACAUGUACCUGUCUGCCCGGGAGUCAGUGGUGCUGAACUUCAAUCCCUUCAUGUCCUUCAAUCCCGACCCCAAGCCGAAGUACAACGACCAGCUGGUGCGCGCCACCAACAUGACGGCCUCGGCCGUGCGCUUCAUGAAGACGCUGCGCUCCGGCUGCCUGGAGCCCGAGGUCUUCCACCUCAACCCGGCCAAGAGCGACACGCGCGGCUUCAAGAAGCUCAUCCGCCUCGUCCCCCCUUCCCUCUCCUGGUACGGCGCCUACAUGGUGAACGCUUACCCACUGGACAUGUCCCAGUACUUCCGCCUCUUCAACUCCACCCGCAUCCCCCGGCCGCGCCGGGAUGAGCUCUUCACGGACGAGACACAGAGGCACCUGCUGGUCAUGAGGAAGGGGCACCUGUACGUGUUUGACGUUCUGGACCGCAAUGGCCACCUGGUGAGGCCGGCAGAGAUCCAGGCUCACCUCCAGUUCAUCCUGGACGACCCCGCGCCGCCCCCGGCCUUCCCGCUGGGCUUCCUGACCAGCGAGAACCGAGACGUGUGGGCCGGGCUGCGGGAGAAGCUGCUGGAAGCCGGGAAUGGGGAGGCCUUGGGGAAGGUUGACAGCGCCCUCUUCUGCCUGUGCCUGGACGACGAGUCGAUGAGGGACCACAUCCACACCUCUCACAACAUGCUGCAUGGCGACGGCUGCAAUCGCUGGUUCGACAAGUCCUUCAGCAUCAUCCUCACCAGGGACGGGUCCGCGGCCAUUAACUUCGAGCACUCCUGGGGGGACGGCGUGGCGGUUCUGCGCUUCCAAAAUGAGGUCUUCAAGGACACGACGGAGCGGCCCCUCGUGGGCCCCGACUCGGCCCCGGCUCCCGGGGCUGACUCAGCCUCCGCAGUCCGCAGGUUGGAGUUCAUCCUGGAUGGCCCCCUGCGGGACGGCAUCGCCAGGGCCCGAGAGAGUUUCCAGGCCACCGUGUCCAAGCUGACCAUCAACGCCAUGGAGUUCAAGACAGGGGGAAAGGAGACCCUGAAGAAGAAGAAGCUGAGCCCCGACGCCGUGGCCCAGCUGGCCUUCCAGAUGGGCUUCUUGCGGCAGUACGGGCAGACGGUGGCCACGUACGAGUCGUGCAGCACCGCGGCGUUCCGACACGGGCGCACCGAGACCAUCCGCCCAGCAACGGUGCACACGCAGCAGUGUGCCAACGCCUUUGUGCGAGAGCCUUGCAAACACAGUGUGGAUGAGCUCUUCACAAUGUUGGGAAAGUGCUCCAAAUACCAUAGCCAGCUCACCAAGGAGGCAGCCAUGGGCCAAGGGUUCGACCGACACCUGUUCGCCAUGAAAUACCUGGCCAAUUCUAAAGGGCAGACUCUGCCCAGCUUCUACCAAGACCCUGCCUACGCAGCCAUCAACCAUAACAUCCUGUCCACCAGCACUCUGACCAGCCCUGCGGUGAGCCUGGGUGGGUUUGCGCCGGUGGUCCCUGAUGGUUUCGGGGUGGGCUAUGGCGUCCACGACCACUGGAUCGGCUGCAACGUCUCCAGCUACCCAACCCGCAACGUGCACGAGUUCUUGCAGUGUGUGAGCAAGUCGCUCGAGGACAUUUUCACAGUGCUGGAGGGGAAGCCCAUCAGCUAGAGAAGCCACUGCAGUCUCUGCAGUCCAACAGUAGCCAGAUGCAAGCGCUAGCAGUGCGGACUUCCUCACCCGGGAAUGCCCGGGUUCCUUCAGAGGAACUUGAGAGGCAUUUCAAAAUCACAAAUCCAAAUCAGUUCUACUAUGCUUUGUUACAAAUGCUUUCUAGUCCAGCAAUAUUCCCUCUCCAUCUUUGGGAUUGUUUUAUCAGUAAUGAAGCAUGGCAGGCUACUUCAUAGGGUUUUGCAAAACAAUAUUCUGACUUCAAGCCAUCCCACACAACCUGAUACAAUGUUAUAAUGCACCUCUGGCAGGAAUGACAAUGCCAGAUACAGCUCUGGCAGAAUUUAAAAAUAAUCUGCAGAAUUCUUUACGGCACCUACAAAGAAUUGUUUUCAGAAUUUAAUCUUUAGUCUCUACAAAAUGUUGUAAAUUAUAACAUUGAGAGCAGAACACAGAAAAUGAUUUACAAGAUAGACCUUGCAUUUUAAUCUUCCCAGCAGCAGACUGAAACAGUCUCUAACUGAAUGCAUAUACUUUUAUUCUAAAGCACUGUUAUUGAGGAAAUUUGAAAAAUAGCAGUCAAUAUUAUGUUUUUUGAAGACCUACUAUAAGGUAGUGUGUUAAUACAAAAAAAUAUUUAAAGUGCAACCUCAUGUGGUGUGAAAAAUGGUUUCAUGAGUGAGUUUCACCAAAUGUUUGUUAUUGAAAAUUGUAGCAAAAGGAUUGUGCUAAAAAUGGAUUUUUGCACAAGAAAUAAUGCUCUAUUCUGAAGCACUGUGAAAAGAAUUUAAAACCAACACAACCUCUACAUGACUCUCCUUGUUUGAUUUUAGAGCAGAUAUGCUUAAAAAUUGUGCCUUAAUAAAGGAAAUUGUUUGCUUUA